Molecule: messenger RNA, 1871 nt
Organism: Acipenser ruthenus (sterlet)
Lineage: Eukaryota; Metazoa; Chordata; Actinopteri; Acipenseriformes; Acipenseridae
Product: complement C1q tumor necrosis factor-related protein 1-like
Exons: 3
Coding region: 105-860 (251 amino acids)
Molecular function (GO): protein binding
Source: RefSeq, a predicted model, not a curated record
ACUUCAGGCGAGACAAAGAGAGAGAGACAGAGAGAGAGAGAGGGAGAGAGACAGAGAGAGAGAGAGUCUAUAAACUCGGCUCACAGAUUUUGGGGGGUGAAGUCAUGUUUUCACUCUGCCUGCCCCUCCUCUUGCUCCUCCCCCUUUCUCAGACCGCACCCCCUUCGGAUGCCCCGCCCACUCAGCACUGCGCGCGGUGCUGUGACCACUUGGAGUACCAGUCUUCACCACCAGAGGGGGGUGACACGCCACCCGCAGGGAAAUACAUUGUGCCGGAGAUCAGACCUUAUAUUAACAUGACCAUACUGAAAGGUGAGAAAGGAGAGCGGGGCGAGAGAGGCACCCCGGGCAAAUCCGCCAAAGACGGGCCGCCCGGUUCCCAAGGACCCCCGGGUCCCAAAGGCAGCAAGGGUCAGACGGGCGUCCCGGGAGACGCCUGCAAGCACGAGCACGCCGCCUUUUCGGUCGGGCGCAAGAAAGCCUUCCACAGCGCCGAGCAGGACCAGGCCCUGGUGUUCGACACGGUCUUCGUGAACCUGCACGGGCACUUCGACAUGUUCGGGGGCCGGUUCCACUGCCACCUGCCCGGGCUCUACUACCUCAACCUCAACCUGCACACCUGGAACUUCAAGGAGACCUACGUCCACCUCAUGCACAAUGACCGGGAGCUGGUCAUCCUGUACGCCCAGCCCAGCGACAGGUCCAUCAUGCAGAGCCAGAGCAUCAUGGCGCAGCUGCGGGACGGGGACCAGGUCUGGGUGCGGCUCUACAAGCGAGAGCGACAGAACGCCGUCUACAGCGACUCCAACGACAUCUACAUCACCUUCAACGGGUACCUGAUCAAACCCGGUCCCGACUGAGCCUCCGUACUGCUUCCCUGUGCUUUACCAGACCUCUCUGUGCUUUACAAUGCUUCCCUAUGCUUUACCAGACCUCUCUGUGCUUUACAAUGCUUCCCUGUGCUUUACCAGACCUCUCUGUGCUUUACAAUGCUUCCCUAUGCUUUACCACACCUCUCUGUGCUUUACAAUGCUUCCCUAUGCUUUACCAGACCUCUCUGUGCUUUACAAUGCUUCCCUAUGCUUUACCAGACCUCUCUGUGCUUUACAAUGCUUCCCUAUGCUUUACCAGACCUCUCUGUGCUUUACAAUGCUUCCCUAUGCUUUACCACACCUCUCUGUGCUUUACAAUGCUUCCCUAUGCUUUACCAGACCUCUCUGUGCUUUACAAUGCUUCCCUAUGCUUUACCAGACCUCUCUGUGCUUCACAAUGCUUCCCUAUGCUUUACCAGACCUCUCUGUGCUUUACAAUGCUUCCCUAUGCUUUACCAGACCUCUCUGUGCUUUACAAUGCUUCCCUAUGCUUUACCAGACCUCUCUGUGCUUCACAAUGCUUCCCUAUGCUUUACCAGACCUCUCUGUGCUUUACAAUGCUUCCUUAUGCUUUACCAGACCUCUCUGUGCUUUACAAUGCGUGAUCCAGUCCUGGUUUCACUAGGAGUUUAAUAAUACGACACACCUGAGCUUGUUAGCUAGACAUACUGGGGGCUGGUCAAGCUGGUAGCAGUAAAACCUGGACUGGAUCACGCUGCUGUACGAUAGGAGUCUGAUUCCCAGCCCUGUAAAAACUCAACUAUUAAUAAGAAACAAACCCUUUUUUAAAUUGAGCUAAAUAUAUGAUUUUAAAAGAUGAAGUCAAUCCUUAUAAACUGGAUUUAUAUGGUGCUAACUAGCUUUCUGUGUUUUUUUAUUCGAACAAAAUUCAGAUUCAUGCUUAAAUAUUACUUUUUUUCAUUUUUGUAUAUAAACAUUAUAUUUGCUAUCCUUUAUAUUGAGAUGUUGAUUCAAUAAAAUGGUUUUGAAGAUUUUUAA